AUGUCUGAUUUUGAAGAAGAUGAUUUUGUGAAUGACCUGGAUAAUGACUUUGGGGAGAUCUCUGAUGUAGAGGAGGAUGAUGUCAAAGAAAUCGAAGAUGAAAUAAUGAACCCACCAGAUAGCACAGAACAGGAUGAGAAUAAAGAAGAUAAAUCUACCAUCUUGGAAGUAAUAGAGAGUUUAAAGAUGCGUAUCCACAACUACACACCAUUCAAUAUAUCUGAUAAGGAUAUCGAGAGUAUAGAACCACAUGAGCUUUCGUCGAUUCUACCUAUGAGUUCCAGACUCAAGAGGCUAAUAACGGAGAAAGAUACUAAGUUAGACGACAUUCACGUAUUGUUGAAUGAAAUUUCUCCAUUAAUAACGAAUGAUAUUAGAUUAUUAAGAAAGUACAUAAACGUGAUAUAUUUCAAGAGAUUUGAUGAACUUGAGACAAUACUAUCUUCAGAUAAACAAUAUGCGAAAGUAGUAAAAUUAUUGGAACAAUUAGAUACUCGAAGUAUCAGCGAUACCGAGUUAUCUCAUCGAUUGCUAACUUCAUGCGAAUUGAGUAAAGAACAAAAUUUGGUAGUUUUAAUGUCGAUGAAGACAUCUUUCAAUUACAGUAUCGAGCUUACCGAAAAGUUACAGAGCAAUCUACUUCAAGCUAGCGAUAAUAUUUUAUCCCUAAUUGAUUUACAACAAAAUAUAUCGAACUUCAUAUCAUCAAAGAUCGAAUUGUUGGCACCUAAUGUAUCAGCAUUAGUAGGUCCCAAAGUAACCUCUUUACUAGUGGCUUAUGCAGGUGGUAUUCUUGGAUUAAGUAAGAUUCCAAGUUGUAAUUUAGCAUCAAUAGGAAAAAACAAACAUAUAAGUUACGAACAACAUACAACUACUAGUGGUAUAAGACAAAAUGGCUAUAUCAGUUCAACAGAAAUUAUUCAAAAUUUACCAAUAGUAUACCAUAAACAAAUGUUAAGAAUGGUAUGUGCCAAGAUAUCACUUGCAUCUAGGAUAGAUUGCAGCCAAAGAGGUGAUGAUAAGAACAAUACAAUGGGGUUAAAAUGGAAGGAAGAAAUAGAAAAUAAGAUCAAAAAACUGCAUGAAUCUCCGAAUGUAACAGAUGAUAAAGCAUUACCAAUACCAGAAGACAAACCUAAAAAGAAACGUGCCGGUAGGAAAUUUAGAAAAUACAAGGAACAAUUCAAAUUAUCUCGUGCAAGACAACUUCAAAACCGUAUGGAAUUUGGCAAACAAGAAACUACAGUGAUGGAUUCAUUUGGUGAAGAAGUAGGUCUGGGUAUGAUGAAUACACCUAUGCAACAGACUACAGGAGCCUCUCGAGAUGCGGACAGAGGAAGGGUAACAAAGUUAAGCAAAAACAUGAAGAAAAGGGUAAACGAAGCUGACGAACAAACCAGAGAAUUUAUGUUAACACUAACUGGAGAUACAAAUUAA
Messenger RNA from Maudiozyma saulgeensis, 1437 nucleotides. NCBI's taxonomy places the organism in Eukaryota, Fungi, Ascomycota, Saccharomycetes, Saccharomycetales, Saccharomycetaceae. The record is from the annotation of a GenBank genome assembly.